Triplophysa dalaica is the source of this 2515-nucleotide messenger RNA. It is a transcript of the gene fdxr, whose product is annotated as ferredoxin reductase. Gene Ontology annotation, biological process: ubiquinone biosynthetic process. Bases 290 to 1723 code for a protein of 477 amino acids. The record is from RefSeq and is a predicted model, not a curated record. Gene Ontology annotation, cellular component: mitochondrion. The transcript has 13 exons. NCBI's taxonomy places the organism in Eukaryota, Metazoa, Chordata, Actinopteri, Cypriniformes, Nemacheilidae.
GAAAGUUGCACAUUGACCAGAUCAGGAACCUUUAGUCAGAGAUGUUGUUCAUUACGGAGCGCUUUCAGCGACGCACACUUUAAAAAUGCAUGACGUAACAUAUACCAAUGUGGAUAAAGGAAACGCACAAUGGUGAACAUAUUUAAUAACGUUUUAAUCUAUGAAGUGACCCCAAGACCCGCCGACUGAACUCAGCAAGCAGCUUUAAUAUUAAACAAAGGGCUUUUGAUCAGCUGGAACAGACACGGACUGUUUGAAUCGUGCAGUUUAUCUCUGUGAGGUCCAGAAGAUGAUAAUCAACAGCAUCACAAAGUCUGUGGCCAAGAUAAACGGUCUGUCGCGCGCUGCUGGUUGGCGUGGUCUAUCUUCUGCGUCCGGUCCAAGAGUUUGUGUUGUAGGUGGAGGUCCGGCUGGUUUUUACACAGCACAGCAGCUGCUGAAGGCUCGGCAAGAUACGCUUGUUGACAUUUAUGAACGCCUGCCCGUGCCAUUUGGACUGGUGCGGUUUGGGGUCGCCCCCGAUCACCCUGAGGUUAAGAAUGUUAUAAACACUUUCACACAGACGGCCCAUCAUGAGCGAUGCAGUUUCCAUGGUAAUGUGAACGUGGGAAAAGACGUCAGUGUUGAGGAAUUAAGGCAGGCAUACCACGCCGUCGUUUUGAGUAAUGGAGCAGAAGCAAACCGGCCCAUGGGAAUUCCUGGGGAAAACUUAUCCGGCGUCUUUGCGGCUAAAGACUUUGUUGGCUGGUACAACGGGAUUCCUGCCAAUAAGGAGUUAUGCCCUGAUCUGAGCUGUGAGACGGCCGUGAUCUUGGGACAGGGAAACGUGGCCCUGGACGUGGCCCGGAUUCUUCUUUCUCCUCUGGAGAUGUUAAAGACUACAGAUAUUACCCAGCAUGCACUGAACGCAUUAGCGGGCAGCGGCAUCCGCAGGGUCCUGAUCGUAGGCAGAAGAGGUCCUCUUCAAAUCGCAUGUACCAUCAAGGAGCUCAGAGAACUGGGGAAUCUGCCCAACAGCCGGGCAGAAAUGCUGCUCGGUGACUUUGAGGGAAUUGAAGAAACUUUAAAAGACCUCCCCAGACCGAGGAAAAGACUGACGGAGUUGUUGAUGAAAGCGGUGAAUGGAGGAGAUAAUAAAGCUGAGAAGUCCUGGAGCUUCCGCUUCUGUCGGAGUCCCGUGGAGGUUCUUGCAGGGGCUGAUGGGAAACGAGCUGCAGGAAUCCGAUUGGCUCUCAAUAAUCUCGAGGGUUCGGGAGAGAACGCGCGGGCCGUACCAACACAUCAGCUGGAGGAUGUGAACUGUGGUCUGAUCAUCAGCAGUAUUGGAUAUAAAAGCAUUCCUAUAGACCCGGCAGUGCCCUUUGACCACCGUAGGUCUGUGGUGCCCAAUGACAUGGGAAGAGUUCACGACACACCAGGCCUGUACUGCAGCGGCUGGGUCAAACGCGGACCCACGGGAGUGAUCGCCACCACCAUGAAUGACAGUUUUGAUACGGCACGUGUUAUUCUUCAGGAUAUGGAGACGGGCCAGCUGGACCUGUCAAUCAAGAAACCUGGUGCACAGGCCAUAUCUUCUCUUCUUCAAACACGAGGUGUGAGAACAGUUUUAUUUUCCGAAUGGGAGAAAAUCAACACCGAGGAGGAGCGCAGAGGAAAACCCCACGGAAAACCCAGAGAGAAACUUCUGGACGUAGAGGAGAUGCUGCAAAUCGCCUGGUCGUGAGAUCAGCGGCACCCGGACUCUGUUUGACAUGCUUGAACCGCCGCCCAGGAUGACUGUUAAGUGGGCUUUUGGUACAGACCCAAAGACCCCAAGGGUAAAACCUUUGUUUGCUACGAAAUAAAAGUUCUGUCCCUGUUUGCACAUCCUCGUGUUUUUACAAACCCACAAACCCAUAGUAUAAAACAGCAGAUGUGUAACUUACAAAAGUUGAAUGACAUGUAAAUGAUAGAAAAGAUUGCAUAUGAACAAUUGCAUUUUAAAUGAUGUUACGUGUGGCUUUAGAGGAGUUGAAAUGUACAUUAACGGGUCACACGGGGUAAUUUUAUGGUGCUUUUUAUAUUAACAAUUAUGCAUUUGGCAGACGCUUUUAUCCAAAGGGAUAAAACGAGGUGUGAUCAUUGUGUGUCGCAUCACCAGGGUUGCCAGAUCUACAUAACAAAAGCAGCCCAAGUCAACAAUAUUCCCAAACUAAAAAUGUGUCACUUUUAAAUCUAAAAUAGUUCACAGUCUUCUUUAUACAUUACACGAACAAUAACUUGAAAGUAGUAUUCAUAAACGUAGUCGGGUCUGCAGGAAAUUGGUGGACUUGGCAACCUGAGAUCAACCUUUGUGGUAAUAAAAAAGAAAGUCUUGCAGACAAAAAAAACUUUCUAUUUGGGUAAAUAAUUUCUUUAAAAGUAGGUUUUUAACCUAUUGUGCUAAAUAUGAUGAGUAAUGACUUUAUUUUUGAAUAUGCUUACAGUAUGCGUCGCCUUUUAAUGGAAAGUCUAUAAAUAUAAAUACGUGUAAUUG